Messenger RNA from Ostreobium quekettii, 1527 nucleotides. NCBI's taxonomy places the organism in Eukaryota, Viridiplantae, Chlorophyta, Ulvophyceae, Bryopsidales, Ostreobiaceae. The record is from the annotation of a GenBank genome assembly.
AUGGAUCGGAAGAAAAAGGCCCCCUCACGGGCGCUGGAUUGGCUGCGCAGCGGCAACCGGCCGGGGCUGGUGGCCUCCCGCCUGUUCGACGCGGAGGACGAGGAGGACGUGCCCGAGCCCGAGGGGGCGGGGAUGAGCGUCUUGGAGAACAGGCGGGCGCUGGCCAGCCAGCGCAGCCAGCGGGCGCUCGCUGAGGAGGCCUUCACCCGGCGACGCGCCCAGGAGCAGCGGUGGGCGCGCAUGGCCGCCGAGGGGCGCAACGAAGCGUGGUCGGACGGGCGCGGGGGUGAAGAGGAGGAGAGGAGGCUGCAGGAACGCGAGGAGAAGAGGAGACGGUACGCGGAGCUGAGGAAACUGCAGGAGAGCGCGACGAUGGAUCGUCGCCGCGGCGGGGGCGGAAGCGGGGCGCCCAGGAGCGGCAGCGCGGAGCCGAGGAGGAGAUCGCGGAGGUCGGACGGGGUGGAGUCGGAUUUCGAGGGCGGGGUGGACCACAGACGCCGCGUGGAAAAGCUCCACGAGGGCCCGGGGUCGCUGUCGCAUCGCAGCCGCUCGCCGGACGUCAGGUCGCCCGGGAGGAGAGGGAUUCGAGCGCGCGAUCUGGUGGAGGUGGAGAAGCGGGAGGAGCGGGAGGGCGAACGCCGCGUGGAUGACCUGAGGGAGAUGAUGGAGGCGGCGUCCCUGGGGGACAGGUGCAACACGGACGAGGAGAGGGGGCAGAUGGCGUGGGCGAGGAGGAAGCGGGAGGAGGAGGUGCGGCGCGAGGUGGACAAGGCGUUCAUGGACCGGAUGAUCACGGUGCAGGGGAAGGACGACGCGGAGGUGAACAAGGAGAUCAAGAGGCUGCGGGAGGAGAAGGAGAGGGAGGUGCGGCGGCUGCUGGGGGAGUGGGAGGAGACCGACCGGCGGCGCCGGGCGGAGACAGACCCGGGCAGGCCGGCGCAGAGGCCCAGCGUGCCCAAGGUGGAGAUGGACAGCGCGAGGGAGGCACUGCAGGCGGUCGGGAAGCAGAACGGGGGCCGCCGGGGUUCGGUGAGCUUCGCCGGCGACGGGGAGGGCGAGGGAUCGCGGCAGGGCGGCUGGCGGAGGGAUGAGGCGCCGGCCGGGAUGCCAAUGCGCGGUGUUAGCAUGUCGCCUUCCAGAACGGACUCCGAGAACCUGGAGGAGGAGGUUCGUCGGCUCAGGGCGCAGAGGGAGGCCGACAUCGAGCGGCACAGGAGGGAGCGGCACGAGCUGGAGAGGCGGCACCGGGAGGAGCUGCGCGCGCUGAAGAUGCGCCAGGCCGUGGACAGCGGGGACAGCAUGUGGACGGGGCCGUCGGAGGACGACCGGGAGCGCCAGAGAAUGGAGCGGCAGCGGCGGGAGGAGGCGCUGCGGGAGCGGGUGGCGCGGGCCAGGGGGCAGGACAGGGGGAGGGCGGAGCCAGGGCGGAUGGAGGCGGGGAGGGACGAGGGGCUCAAGCGGGCGGAGGAGCGGCGGCGGUGGGCGGAGAUCAGCGCCAUCAACAGGAGCGCCACCAAGGCCACCUGA